AUGGAGACUAUUCAUCGUUUGAUCCUGAAGUUAACUUUUAAGUUAGACUUGAAGUUAGACACUAGGUUGAAGAUCCCCCCACGCAAUGUUGAAAUGUUGCCACGAAAUAAUGCUGAUCCAAAGUCUAGUUUAUGCGAGCAAGCUGUAAAGGGUGGCUUAAAAAAACGUUGUGUAAAGGUGACAACACAAGAGCAGAAGUUUAAGAUCGUGAAUUCAUGCAAUGGACUUCUUUGCCUGUCGGAUCCUACACGGAACAAUCCUCUUGUAGUGUGUAAUCCAGUUACUGGUGAGUAUUUAAAUCUUCCGAAGACACAUGAAUUUAUUGGUAGCAGCUCAGGUCUAGUUCUUGCAGAUUUGGAUUCAGUAACAAGAGCAACCAGAAUAAAAUUCUUAGAAUAUCUGAAGGAAAUCGGGAACUCUGUCAUUGCCCAAUUACAGGUAAAGAAAUCAUCUCAGGAAAGGUUGCUGAAGUACACACAGUUGGAACAGGUUUCUGGAGACAUAUUGGUCAUGCUCCACACUGUUUCUAUGAAAUGA
Messenger RNA from Oldenlandia corymbosa var. corymbosa, 537 nucleotides. NCBI's taxonomy places the organism in Eukaryota, Viridiplantae, Streptophyta, Magnoliopsida, Gentianales, Rubiaceae. The record is from the annotation of a GenBank genome assembly.